AUGGGACGAGAUCACGUCAAGGUUUGCGUGCGAACAAGGCCCACGUCUACCUUUGCACAAGAUGCCAUCGUCAUCGACAAGGAAGCACAGACAAUUACGGUCAACCAUGGCACGCUGGAGCAAGAGGCAGAAAUCGCCGCCACCGGGAUGCACGACAAUCGCCAAAACUCCUUCCGCUUCCAGUUCCAUCACGUCUUGCACAACGCUGGCCAGGACACCAUUUACGAUGGGCUUGCCCGGGACGUCGUCCAGGGCGCAGUCGACGGCAUAAGCGGGUGCAUCAUGACCUACGGGCAGACCGGCUCGGGCAAGACUUUCACCAUGUCUGGAGACUCCGGAAACUACCAGCACCGUGGCAUAUCCCCCAGAGCUCUGACGCACGUUUUCCAGGAAGUGAACGCUAGAAUCGAAACCGCCUUUAGCGUCAACAUAACCUACAUGGAGAUCUACAACGAGAAAAUAUUCGACCUCCUCGUGGACCCUGCUGUCAACGCCACGAAGGGAGACUACACCAUUGCAGAAGAUCGGGCUGGAAGGGGAGUGUUUGUCAGGGGCCUGACAGAGGUGGAGGUCAAGUCCGAGCAAGAGGCCUUGAACCUUCUGUACGGGGGAGAGCUGAUGCGCACAACCGCUCAGCACAACCUCAACAAGAAGUCGAACAGGAGCCACUCCAUCUUCACGGUGUACGUUACUCAGAGGGCUAAAAGCGGCGUCAGUGAAAAGGUGGUAUCGUCGAAGCUCAAUUUAGUAGACUUGGCUGGAAGCGAACGGCUCAAGAAAGCGCUCGAUCAGGAGAGAUUGGAAGGGCGAACCGUUUCCGAUGAGACGAUCAAGAAGGAGAGCAUGUACAUCAACCAAUCGCUCAGCUACCUCGAGCAGUGUGUCGUGGCCCUCAGCAGGAGGAACGCUGGACACGUCCCGUACCGCCAGAGCAAGCUGACCAACGUCCUGAAGGAUUCACUAGGGGGGAAUUGUAACACUCUUUUGCUCGCGUGCAUCUGGGGCGAGGCCCAGCACUUGGAAGAGACCAUGUCUACCCUCCGACUCGCCAGCCGCAUGAUGCGAGUGCAGAACGAGACGCACGCGCUCGAGGUGCUGGACCCAAUGCAAACCCUCAAGAAACAGGAGAGAACAAUCCGAGAUCUCAAGCAGGAGUUGUUGAUGCACGAUGCCUUGGCGGACAGAUCGAGAGUGGUCUACGACCCGUACACGCCCGAGCAGCAGCAAGGUAUCCGUCGCCAACUGGAAAAAUUUGUUGCGGCCCAGGGUCCCGAGGAAGAGGAAGCGUCGUUCCCGCCGCUGGAGAGCGUACGCCAAAUGAGGGAGAUAUGCCGCGUAUUCAAGACCCUAAUCCUCGAAGUGCAGGGGGAUGCCAGAAGCGCUCUUCUCAAUUCGGCGGGUGGGAUGGGCGAAGGAGGCCUAGCCACUCCAGAGGACGGCGACACGAGGGAAGGGGUGGAAGGCGGCAACCCGAAUAAGAUGCAGGGCACCGCGGACACGUUGGUCGGAUCCAUGGAGCCUGACAACGGCUUCGGGUUGGGGCGGGCACCGGAUCACGCACGACCGGUGACGGUAGACUCAACGAGGGACAGGCCGCUCUCGAGACAGCAGCAAGGUGGUCGAGGGGGGGCGAGCUCCGCGUUUAUGGCGGGGGCACCGCCAGCGGGACAGAGCGAGCCCAAGGAUGGUUUACUGUCGCCCGUGCUGUCGGCCUCCGAGGUUGGAGACGAUGGCCCUUCUGCGACAAAGCGCCACUUUGGCCGGAGCCGGGUCGGAGGUGGAGCUGGGGGCGGGGUACAAGCGCCGGCCUCGGGCACCACGUUCAAUGACCGUUCAUUGUUGGCGGGCGGGGCAGGUGGAGGGCCGUCGGGGGGCAGAUGGGGUGGGGGCGGUGGGGUGGUGGGAGAGGCGAAGAGCGCCAUGUACGAGGCGUUCAAGCAGGGGGUGGGACGCCAGCUGAACGGCGAGCUCUUGGCCACGAAGGCUUUGGCGAAGGCGCAAAAGGAAGGUGUCCGCGAACAAGCGGCGAGGGUAAACGCUCUCAAGAAGCAAAUCGAUCAACUCCAGGCGACCGUGCGCGAUAAAAGGCUGAAGCGGCCCUCCCUGCCUGACGUAAAGGGCACCGCCGAUGACGUCAUGGACGAAGACGAGUUCAAACUUGUGACCCAGGAACGGGAGACAAAGCGGAACUAUAAGGAGGCGUUUGAGGUACUGGCCAAGGCCAAGGCGAAGAUGGAAGCGUCCGCUCAGCAGGAGGAGGAGCUCAGGAAGGACCUGAUCCAGUCGUUCGACGGCUACUUGGAAGAAAAGGCGGAGGGCGGCUUUGAGGAGGAUGGGCUAGAUAUCGACAGCAGGGCGCCUCUGUCACCGGGUGGGGGCAUUCGGUGGGAUGAAGGAGGCUUCGAGGACACGGGAUCGUUGGAACAAGCCGCGUUGACGCGGGUGGCGGACAAAGACCAGAAUUCCCUCGCCUUUUUCCAGGCCCAAAAAACGAGGAUCGCCACUCGAAACCAGAACACUCUCGCCCUGAAGCAGGCGCACAGGUCGAAGCGGAACCGAUGA
This is a messenger RNA of Ectocarpus siliculosus, 2562 nucleotides long. NCBI's taxonomy places the organism in Eukaryota, Phaeophyceae, Ectocarpales, Ectocarpaceae. The record is from the annotation of a GenBank genome assembly.